Messenger RNA from Aegilops tauschii subsp. strangulata, 690 nucleotides. Lineage: Eukaryota; Viridiplantae; Streptophyta; Magnoliopsida; Poales; Poaceae. The record is from RefSeq and is a predicted model, not a curated record.
AUGCCUGCAGGUCCUGCUCGCACACUGCUCUGCACGCCCGCGUACGCCCCGCCGCUCAGCCCCCGUGUGCCUGUGCACCGCGUCCUGGCCGCAUGGUCCUGCUCGCACGUCGCUUGGCCUCCGUGUGCCCGCGCGCGUUGCUGGCCCGCGCUGCUCCCUGCCUUCCCUCCCCCGUUUCACCGCUCCGCGAGCGCGCGCUCCUCCGUGCCGUCCCGCCGCCCGGUGUUCGUUAGGUCCUACGCGCCUGGGUCUCCGCCUGGCCUCAGCGCCUUCAUCGCCCGUCCGCUUCUUGUGCCCCCCGCGCCAGCUCGCCACCUCCGGCUGCGCUCCGUGCGCUCGGGCCGCCUGCCCCGCCCUUCCCAGCAGCGGCCGGCUUCACAUCCGCACGCGGCCGGGUGCUCGGCACCCGCUAGCUCGGCCCCCGCGGCCGCCCGCCGCUUGGUCUGGCCGCUCCCGGCCAGCGCACGCGCCGACUCCGGUCCGCCCCGUCGCUGGCUCCCGCGCCCGGCCUCCUCCCUGGCGCCCGUCGCGCUCCCGCUGCCAUGGCCGAGCCCCCGCCUGCCGGCUGCCGCCCUGUGUUCCGCGCCGGCUCCGGUCCACGGACGCGGCCAAGCCCCCGCCGCUGCGGCCGCCUGCUUCGAUCGGGUGCUCAUUGACAGGAGAUGCCGGUCCGGCUGGGAAAAGAAGUGA